AUGGCAAACACUCGGGGACAUCGACGAACUCUCUCUCAAGGCGUAGAGACACGCCUGCCACCACGAAACUCUCAGCAACAAGGAGCGCCUCCCACUAUUCACAAUUCUCAGCAACAUCCUCCUCCCCCUCAUAACGCUCAAACGCAAGGAGGUGAUUGCUCCAUUUCUCCAAACCGACAGAUGGGGGAUCAAUCAAUCCCACCUUCAUUUAACAUGGGCUCAGGAUCACUCCCUACUAAUCAAGCUGGGACCUCACGACAGCCACCACGUACGGUCCCGUGGGAAGAGUAUGAAGCAUUGAGACAACAACACGUUGAAGGCAUGCAAGCACUACGAGACAUGGUUGGUGUACUCCAAAGUAUGAUACCCGGAGGGACGCUGUCGGAUACUCUAAAAAAGUUUAUGCCACCUCUUGAACCUCAACCCGAGGCAGGAGCUGAUUCCUAUCAAGAGGCUACUCCCGAUUCACAUUCACGAUCUACGCCUCCACGCGAGGGUAGACCCAGAUCUCCACCACCAAGAAGGAUCCCUCAUUCUGUGCCUCGGAAAAAUGAAAACCCAAGAAUGGAAAAUAGGACCAGAAGCCCUCAAAAACGAAGGUAUCACGAAACAGUGGCCAGUACACCAACAAGACAUGACAACUAG
Diospyros lotus (date-plum) is the source of this 645-nucleotide messenger RNA. RefSeq lists its product as uncharacterized. Bases 1 to 645 code for a protein of 214 amino acids. NCBI's taxonomy places the organism in Eukaryota, Viridiplantae, Streptophyta, Magnoliopsida, Ericales, Ebenaceae. The transcript has a single exon. The record is from RefSeq and is a predicted model, not a curated record.